Molecule: messenger RNA, 501 nt
Organism: Callorhinus ursinus (northern fur seal)
Lineage: Eukaryota; Metazoa; Chordata; Mammalia; Carnivora; Otariidae
Source: RefSeq, a predicted model, not a curated record
AUGGUUCGUAGGUUAAACUGCAUCGCCGCUGCGUCCCGGAACAUGGGCAUUGGCAAGAACGGGGACUUGCCCUGGCCCCUCAGGAAUGAAUGCAAGUUUUUCCAAAGAAUGACCACAACCUCAUCAGUAGAAGGUAAACAGAAUUUGGUGAUUAUGGGUAGGAAGACAUGGUUCUCUAUUCCCAAGAAGAAUCAACCUUUAAAGGACAGAAUUCAUUUAGUUCUCAGCAGAGACCUCAAGGAACCUCCACAAGGAGCUCAUUUUCUUGGCAAAAGUCUGGAUGAUGCCUUAAAAUUUAUUGAGCAAUCAGAAUUAGCAAAUAAAGUGGACAUGGUUUGGAUAGCGGGAGGCAGUUCUGUUCAUAAGGAAGCCAUGAACAAGCCAGGCCAUCUUAGACUAUUUGUGACAAGGAUUAUGCAGGAACUUGAAAGUGACAUAUUUUUUCAAGAAAUUGAUUUGGAGAAACAAACUUCUGCCAGAAUACCCAGGUGUUCUUUCUGA